Molecule: messenger RNA, 2286 nt
Organism: Cornus florida
Lineage: Eukaryota; Viridiplantae; Streptophyta; Magnoliopsida; Cornales; Cornaceae
Exons: 10
Coding region: 109-1872 (587 amino acids)
Cellular component (GO): Golgi apparatus; endoplasmic reticulum
Source: RefSeq, a predicted model, not a curated record
UGUGAUCUCUCGUCGACGGCGACGUGAGCGAGGGAGACAUAAACAGUGAGUUUGUCACUAGAGAGAGAAUAUCUAGAGAGAGAGAAUCUAGAGAGAGAAUUUUCACCCAUGGACACCAUGGAUGAGACCGCCGCAGUCAUUGAGUCCAUUUUGAGAGAAGAUGAGAGCAGCGAAAUCGUCUACAACGAUGAUCACGGGUGGAAAACGGUGUCGUACUCAAAGCGCCAGAAGAAACAGACGGCGAAGCCACCGGCGAACUCCUCCGACCUCCAGAAUUCCGGCGACGUCUUCAGCUCGAUCGAGCAGCACUCGGAAGAGCGCCGCCGCCGCGCGUUGGAAUCUCAGAAGGCCGCCAUGGAAGCCGCAACGGCCUCCAAUUCCGCCGUCAAAUCAAACGCCGACGACGGCUUAGAAGACGGCAAUGAUGUCGAAGCCUCCGGCGGCGUUGAAAAUGGCGGUACAGAGGCGAAGAAGUUGAAGCCGAAGAAGCCGAAGAAACCAAAGGUUUCUGUAUCCGACGCCGCGGUGAAGAUCGAUGCCUCUGAUCUUGUUGUUUUUCUUGAUGAAAUAACAGCUUCUUAUGAAUCGCAGCAGGAUAUACAGCUCAUGCGAUUUGCCGACUAUUUCGGCCGCGCAUUUGCUCCAGUGAGUGCGUCUCAGUUCCCUUGGAUGAGGACAUUGAAGGAAACUUCUGUAGCAAAGAUGGUUGAUAUCCCUCUGUCUCAUAUAUCCGAAGCUGUUUAUAAGACAUCGGUUGACUGGCUGAACCAGCGAUCUUUAGAAGCACUUGGUUCCUUUGUGUUGUGGUCAAUGGAUAGCAUUCUUGCUGACCUAGCUAUCCAUCAAGGAGCCGUUAAGGGACCAAAAAAGGUGGUUCAGGAUUUUCCUGCCAAGUCUCAGGUUGCCAUGUUUGUGAUUUUAGCAAUGACAUUGCGACGAAAACCUGAUGUGUUGAUAAGUCUACUGCCUGUAAUGAGGGAAAAUCCUAGUUACCAAGGACAAGAUAAGCUUCCAUUCACAGUAUGGCUGAUUGCUCAGGCCUGUCAAGGAGAUUUAGUUGUGGGGCUCUUCAUGUGGGCGCAUUUCCUCCUGCCGACGCUGAGCAAUAAAUCGAGUGCUAAUCCGCAGUCCAGAGACUUGAUUUUACAGCUGGUGGAGAGAAUCGUAUCUGCCCCCAAAGCUCGUCCUAUUCUGUUAAAUAAUGCAGUCAGAAAGGGGGAGCGCCUAGUGCCACCAUCUGCUCUUGAGCUUCUAAUGAGAGCCACCUUCCCUGCACGCGCGGCUAGAGUUAAGGCUACUGAGAGGUUUGAAGCUGUGUAUCCCACCUUGAAAGAGGUUUGUCUUGCCGGUGUCUCCGGAAGCAAAGCAAUGAAGCAAAUAACACAGCAAACAGUGCAGUUUGCUAUCAAAGCUGCUGGCGAAGGUGUCCCUGACCUAUCAAGGGAAGCAAGUGAUGUAUUUAUAUGGUGUUUGUCUCAAAACCCAGAGUGUUACAAGCAAUGGGACAACCUUUAUCUGGAUAAUCUUAAAGCAAGUGUUGUUGUUCUGAGAAAGCUUUCUGAUGAAUGGAAGGAACAAUCUGCUAAACAUUCUACUCUUGAACCUUUAAGGGCGACUUUAAAGAAUUUCAGGCAAAAGAAUGAAAAAGAACUAGCAAUCGUAGAGGAUGCUGCCCAUCAAGCAACCUUGAAAAAUUCAGAGAAGUACUGCAAGUUGAUCUUGGGACAAUUGUCGCGUGGACAUGGCUGCAUGAAGAGCAUGGUGUUUAUAUCCGUUGCGUUGGCUGUUGGUGCCGCUGUCAUGUCUCAGAAUAUGGACUCUUGGGACCUGAAGAAACUGUUGGUAGAUGUCAACUUCCCUUACACCUUCUGAGUUUAUGUUAGAGGCAGCUGAUGGGUGAUGGCUCAUGUCAUCCUUGCAUAUAUAAAUUAUAUCCGGCAUAGAUAAGCGUGAUGACCCGUAGCAAAAUUGGACAGAGAAAGAGUUCGUUCGGUUUUAAUGAAAAAUAGAAAUAAGUGGCAGCAGCCAUAGCGUCUGGGAUCUUAGUUUACAGUGUUUGUGUUUCUGGUUUUCAGUAAGGUUUCAUUUCAGUGUCUUCUUUCUUUAAGUUAUAGCGUCUCGUGUUGUAAGUGUUAGUAGUGGCAGCAGCCGUAGUGUCCAUGUUUGUGUGUCUGGUUGUCAGUGAGCUUUCAUUUCAGUGACUUGUUUAAGUUCUGGUGACUUUUGUUGUAAGUGUUAAUUCCGUUUUCUCGUUACAUUUUCAAAUAUGCAAAAUGGUUUUAGGAA